AUGUUCUUCUUAAUUCUGUCCCUCUUUCCAUCCGCAGCGCUCUCUCUGACUAACGAUUCCCAUACAAACACCACGACGGCUGACCAAGAGCUGGUCGGCUGGAUCUCCCCCAGCAACCAUCGCAGCACCUCCGAAAUCAUCUGGAGCUGUCUUGCAAUCUUCCUGGUCUGCACCUGGAAAUGUAUGCAUCUCAAUAUUCCCAGCGAGAAGGAGCGUGGCACGACAGAAUGGGUCAAAGUCCUCGGGGUCCCCCUCCCGAAGCCGUCCCCGGAGCUGCGACGGAAGUGGCUGAAGAGAGUUGGGUGGAUGUUUGUUUUGGCCAUUGCACCGGAAUUAGGGGUCAUGAUUUCUGUAGACCAGAGGCACGAGGCGGAAGAGCUCUACGACCGGCAUAAACACAUGGAUUGGUCGCUCGUUCAUGCUUACUAUGCGAACAUGGGAGGGUUUUCCAUAGCGAUUCCGGAAGAGGAGGAGGAGAUUAAAGAAGGGGAGACCUCUGUUGCGACCAAUGCCGCAGCAGAAACCGAGAAUACAAUGGCUCCUCAGGAGAUCAACGCUGAAAGCCACGUUCAGGAUGCUGCUGCUGACAAGGGAGACCCUUCAGUGGAGGAGCGGUUGAUUGGGCUGGACAAUAGGGAGAAGAAGACACGACUCCGAAUUAGGCGGUUGCAGGGAGGCGAUCUCGCACGUCUCGAUGAACUUGGUUUAUUUCCCGCCACCGACGCAUCCGACACCAAGAACAGGGCUCUCCCCAUCACCACCAUCGACGAUAUCCAGGACCGGUCCAAAUCGGACGCCUUCACCAAGUUCUUCGCACUCCUCCAGUGUACCUGGCUAGUGAUCCAAAGCAUUGCGCGUGCUUGUGCGGGUCUCCCAAUCACCGAACUCGAACUGACCACCCUCGCCUUUAUCUUCUGUGCUUUCGUCAUGUACUGGUUCUGGUGGGAUAAGCCAUUUGAUAUCCAGACGCCAACCAUCCUCCUCUGUCCGCCGGAAAAGGCCAAACAGAUGCGAGAGGUUAUCAAGAGAAGGGAGCGAUUUCUGGGAAGCGAUGGAGAGCCACGCUUCCAUCAAAUCAAUGCUUUGGCCACUGAAGCGUUCUUGGAUAUGUUUAGUAGAUCACCCAAGAUCCUGAGACUGUCCCCAGCGUCAGUUGCCGUGUCAUUCUAUUUAACGGCGUUUGUUUUCGCCGGACUGCAUCUGAUUGCCUGGAAUUGGGAAUUCCCUACCCCGAUGACAAGGACAAUGUGGCGAGCAUUCUCGUUACUGAUGCUGACGUCUUCGCUACUCCCGAUGCUUGCAUUCUGGCUGAAGAAGAAAUUGGGGGAUGAAGACGAUGAGGAUCAUAGUGAGUGUUGUGCUAUAGCCUGUGCGAUAUGUUGUUGUACGGAGAAGGGCACCUGUGGUUUCUGGAUAUCGGGGGUCAUCCUGUUCCUGAGCUACGUUGUUGCGCGGCUCGGGAUUCUGUUCCUGGUCUUUUAUUGUUUCCGGGCGAUGCCUGCUGAUGUCUAUUCGAGUCUAAGCUGGACGGCAAUCUUUCCUCACUUGGGCUAA
Aspergillus thermomutatus is the source of this 1554-nucleotide messenger RNA. RefSeq lists its product as uncharacterized. The transcript has 2 exons. NCBI's taxonomy places the organism in Eukaryota, Fungi, Ascomycota, Eurotiomycetes, Eurotiales, Aspergillaceae. The record is from RefSeq and is a predicted model, not a curated record. The coding region runs from base 1 to 1554 and encodes 517 amino acids.